AUGCAUCUUUCCAAGAUCGCGACCGGCCUCGGUCUGAUGGCUGGCAUUGCUUCGGCAGUCCCCCACCGCACACUUUCGGCUCGCGCAAACUCGACGUCGAGCAGCCAGACCGUUGUAUACUGGGGCCAAAACGGCAGCGGGGCCACGGAGAACGAAGAUUUGAGCUCAUACUGCACAGCAGACUCUGGCGUCGAUGUUAUCGUCCUCUCUUUCCUGUACCAGUUCGGAAGCGGAGUGACCACCCCAUCAGGCGUCAUCGGCGAGUCCUGCUUCAUCAGCACCACUGGCGAGCCCCAGUUGUGCGACGAUGUCGCCUCGUCCAUCACCAAGUGCCAGGCCGCUGGUGUCAAGAUCAUUGUGUCUCUAGGAGGCGCCUCUGCCUCUUACGCUCUGACUUCCCAGGAGGAAGCUGAGACUAUCGGCCAGUACCUCUGGGAAUCGUAUGGUGGUUCCGGAAACACCUCUGUGCCUCAUCCCUUUGGCAAUGCCACCGUGGACGGCUGGGACUUUGAUAUCGAGAGCAACCAAGGUAACCAGUACUUCCAGUACAUGAUUUCUAAGCUGCGCUCCAACUUUGCUUCCGACACGAGCAAGACCUACUACAUCACCGGUGCUCCUCAGUGCCCUAUCCCUGAACCCAACAUGGGAGAGAUCAUCAGCAACUCGACCUUUGAUUACCUCUGGGUUCAGUUCUAUAACAACAACGGAUACGCACCCGACCCUUGCUCCCUGGGAUUCAACGGCGGUGCUCCCUUCAACUACAAUGAAUGGGCCAAAUACCUUGCCGGCACUCCAUCCAAGGACGCCAAAAUCUUUGUCGGUGUGCCCGCCUCGACCCUGGGCGCCAACGGUAACAGUGGCGGCGCAGAGUACUACAUCACCCCGGCCGACUUGGCCAGCCUCGUUGCUGAUACCAAGGGCAACUCGACCUUUGGUGGUGUGAUGAUGUGGGAUGCUGGCUACUCCGACUCCAACGUCGUCGACGGCUGCACUUAUGCCCAGCAAAGCCACAGCAUUCUGACGACCGGCUCUCCUUGCUGA
This is a messenger RNA of Talaromyces rugulosus, 1041 nucleotides long. RefSeq lists its product as uncharacterized. The transcript has a single exon. Gene Ontology annotation, molecular function: chitinase activity. Gene Ontology annotation, cellular component: extracellular region. The coding region runs from base 1 to 1041 and encodes 346 amino acids. The record is from RefSeq and is a predicted model, not a curated record. Gene Ontology annotation, biological process: carbohydrate metabolic process. NCBI's taxonomy places the organism in Eukaryota, Fungi, Ascomycota, Eurotiomycetes, Eurotiales, Trichocomaceae.